UUCACCUUGCCUUCUCUUUCCAAGGUCUAGCCAACAUCACCAUGGCAUUCUGGAUCAGAUCUUUGCCUCUCCUGGCACUGAUUGCUGUUUUGGCUCCUAUUGCUAGUCAUGCUUUCCCCAGUCAGCAUCUGUGUGGCCCCCAACUAGUGGAGGCACUCCUCCUUAUCUGUGAAGACCGGGGCUUCUACUAUGACCCCAAAGAACGACGGAACAUUGAAGAAUCCCUAGCAAAUGGAGUGGGAGCACUGUCAUUCCAGCCACAGGACAUGAAGAAAAGAGGAAUUGUGGAGCAAUGUUGUGAAAACGUCUGCCCUCUCUAUGUGCUAGAGAGCUACUGCAACUAGAAGAGGAAACCUGCUGGGGAGGCAAGAAAAACACCUUGCAUUGUACCUUCCAA
Molecule: messenger RNA, 397 nt
Organism: Heteronotia binoei (common prickly gecko)
Lineage: Eukaryota; Metazoa; Chordata; Lepidosauria; Squamata; Gekkonidae
Gene: INS
Product: insulin
Exons: 2
Coding region: 42-344 (100 amino acids)
Cellular component (GO): extracellular region
Molecular function (GO): hormone activity
Source: RefSeq, a predicted model, not a curated record